UUGUGUUGAGAGAUAGUGGUGGCUCUCACGACCGCCACCUCCAAGGCUCCAACCACCCUCACCACCGGAGCCAUGGAAGCCAAGAGGGCAUCACCACCCUCCACCACCAUCUCCACCACAAAACUCGCCAGAACCACCAGCGGCAGUGGCAGUGGUAGUGGAACGAUAAUCCUCAACAAAUACCAACUAGGCCGACUGUUAGGCCGUGGAAGCUUCGCAAAAGUCUACCACGGCCGCUGUCUAGACGACAAUUCCACCGUAGCCGUCAAAGCCAUUGACAAAACCAAAGGUUUUCAGGGCCCAUUAGAGCAAUUCAUCAUCCGUGAAGUUUCCGUCAUGCGGCGGCUGAACCAUCACCCGAGUAUCCUUAAAAUCCACGAAGUCAUGGCGACAAAAACAAAGAUCUACCUGGUCAUGGAGCUGGCGCCAGGCGGCGAACUGUUCUCCAAGCUUCAACAACGCGGCAAGUUCUCCGAAUCCACGGCUAGGAAUUACUUUCAUCAACUCAUCUCAGCCCUUCACUUCUGUCACCAGAACGGAGUCGCCCAUCGUGAUAUAAAGCCCCAAAACAUGCUUCUUGAUCAACAUGGCAACCUUAAAAUAUCCGACUUCGGACUCUCCGCUUUGCCCGAACAGCUGAAAAACGGGAUGCUUCAUACGGCUUGUGGAACGCCGGCUUAUACGGCUCCUGAGGUGCUGUAUCGCAAAGGUUACGAUGGUUUCAAGGCGGAUGCAUGGUCUUGUGGGGUUCUCUUGUAUGCCUUUCUCGUGGGAUCUCUCCCAUUUGACGAUAGUAACCUUCCCCAGAUGCAUCGCGCAAUACACCGUCGCGUAUUUGAUUUUCCUGAAUGGGUUUCGAAACCCGCGAAAAGUAUCAUAUAUCGCUUGUUGGAUCCUAAUCCGACAACGAGGUUGGGGAUCGAGGAAUUGUUGAAGCAUUCUUGGUUCAAGAAAGCAGCAAGGAGUUUCAAAGAACAAGAAUUUGGUUGUGUGUUUGGUCAGAGGGAUAAAGAUGGUGGUUAUUUGAGUAGACUGAAUGCUUUUGACAUAAUUUCUAUGUCAUCAGGGCUGAAUUUAUCUGGGCUAUUCGAGAUGGGGCUAAGUAGCAAGGAGAUGAGAUUUACAUCAGGUUCCAAGGUAGGGGAGAUUGAGGAGAGAGUGUUGAAGGUUGGUGGGGAGCUGGGGUAUAGCGUGCAAAGAGGGAAGGGUGGCGGGAUUGGAUUGGUGAAGGGUUGUGGAAUAUUGGUUGUGGAGAUUUGGGAAGUGGCUGAGGGGCUUUGGAUGGUGGAGUUUAAGGUGGUGGAAGGGAGGGUGGUGGAGUUUGAGGAAUCCGAGUGGGAGGAGCUGAAAGCUGGGCUUAAAGAUAUUGCUCUUUCUUGGCAUGACGAGUAUGAUGGAUCUUGAGCAGUUGAAGAAAGACGGAGUUGGGAUGGUUAGAAUUUGGAUGGAAAAUGCCCAGAGGUCUGGUUGAGUUCCUUUCUGGUCAGGUAGCUCAGCCGUGGGAAUUGAACAGUUUCGACUAGUGAGCAUUUGUUCUUGUUAGGAUGAAUUCUUACAUGUUAGAUUAUUGCUAGUUACAGGAGAGGGACUUAAUUUACUCUUUGAGGGAGCUGAUUGAUGAUCUUGAGAGGAUAAUGCACUGAUUUUUGUAUAUACAAUCUUUGUUUAGUGGAAUUUUACAUUGAUCU
Messenger RNA from Coffea eugenioides, 1688 nucleotides. RefSeq names its product CBL-interacting serine/threonine-protein kinase 7-like. NCBI's taxonomy places the organism in Eukaryota, Viridiplantae, Streptophyta, Magnoliopsida, Gentianales, Rubiaceae. Gene Ontology annotation, molecular function: protein kinase activity; ATP binding. The coding region runs from base 73 to 1404 and encodes 443 amino acids. The record is from RefSeq and is a predicted model, not a curated record. The transcript has a single exon. Gene Ontology annotation, biological process: signal transduction; protein phosphorylation.